AGACGUUCCUCAGAGCUUUUUGAUGCCUCAGACCUUUCCCUUUUAUCCCUCUUGCUCAGGUGCUUCCUUUCACUCCUUUUUCCAGAGGGCAGGCGUCCUAGCUCCAGUUGGUCCAUCCCUUGGGCCCUCCCCUGCUCUUCAUCUAGCCAAACUGGUUUGAGUCAGCCACACCCCUUCCCAGCUCCCUGAGCUCUUCAGGUGGUGGCUGGCCACUCAACCCCACCCCUGGGCUUGGCUUGGAGCCCUGAGUCAGCUCCAUCACCACCCAAGCCAAACCAAAGCUGAGGCAGGAGCCGAAACUCAGAGUCCCUCAAAGCCUAUAGCCAGGUGAUGGAGGACGAGGAGAAGGCAGUGGAGAUCUUGAUGGGCAACACGGAAGCUGCUCAUCCUCCAUCCCCCAUCCGCUGCUGCUGGCUCCGCCUCCGCUGCUUGGCAGCUACUAGCAUUAUCUGUGGCUGCUCUUGCCUGGGAGUCGUGGCUCUGGUGUUUGCCAUCAAGGCAGAAGAGCGGCAUAAAGCAGGCCGGUCCGAGGAGGCAGUGCGCUGGGGGGCCCGGGCCCGGAAAUUCAUCCUGGCCAGCUUUGCUGUCUGGCUUGCUGUCCUCACUCUGGGUCCCCUGCUGCUGUGGUUGCUCUCCUACGCCAUCGCUCAGGCUGAGUGACCCUGGAUGGCCUCUGCUGAGAGCCAGCUGAGACCUCCUGGAUCCUGCAAUGCGGCAUUGCUAAGGUCCUGUGACAGCAGUGGUUGGAAGGAUCCUGGUUGGAAGGAUGGGGACUCUCAAGGGGCUUCGGAAGAGCUCUUCUAGCCCUUUAUAAAAGGAGGGCAGCAGCUGAGACUGAUGAGAGGAGGGCAGCCUGCUCUGUUCUUUCAGGGCCUCCCAUCCCUAUCUCCCCCACCCAAGCCCACCCUAGGCCUCUACCCAGCGGGAGGGGUUGAAGACCAGGCCUGGUUUUAUUAGAAUUCAUUUUGUAAUAAAAGCCUUUUUUAGUGGUGAAA
Molecule: messenger RNA, 995 nt
Organism: Cercocebus atys (sooty mangabey)
Lineage: Eukaryota; Metazoa; Chordata; Mammalia; Primates; Cercopithecidae
Gene: TMEM265
Product: transmembrane protein 265
Exons: 3
Coding region: 331-660 (109 amino acids)
Cellular component (GO): membrane
Source: RefSeq, a predicted model, not a curated record